AGAUAAGAGAGUUGUAAUAAAAAAAAGUUAAGAUUUCAAAAUAUAAAACUCAAUGAUCCAAAUUAAAGUUUAUAGACAUUUUGAAGGUAUAAUAAAGUUUUAUUGUUUAAUUAGUCGACUUUCUUUUCAACCAAACAACUAACAACGAUCAACCAGCUAUCCACAAUGGACAUUACGAUGGUUGACUGCUUGAAUAGUAACAUGGUUAGACAAUUUAUGUGUGCAACUCAACUUGCAGCAAUCAACUUCAAAGUAAAAAAUAUUUUAAAAGAAGUUAAUUUUAUAUUAAUGAUCCUGUCACAUCCAAUGUUGCAGAAAUACCCACUGAAAACUCUGUAUAUCAGUAGAUUUUUGAAAGCAAUUAUAAGUCAAAUGGAAAAUAGUGGAGAUGAAUUGUGUGAUGAAUUAUAUUUAAAAUAUGUUCAGCUUAUUCAAAAUGAAUCUAAUGAAGGACCUUUUUAUAAACACUAUAUACUUGAUAAUAAUAUUAGUAACAAGUUAACCGAGUCUGUCAUAACCAUCCAAGAAAGUACCAGUAUUGUUUCGCAAGGAACUACAGGACUCUGCACUUGGCAGGCAGGUAUAGCACUAAGCUGUUGGUGUUUGAAAAAUCAGGAUAUACUCAAAGGCAAAUUCAUCCUCGAGUUGGGUUGUGGAACAGGGUUGAGUGGAAUAAGUGCAUGUAUAAAUUGUAGUCCAAGCGAAUAUUGGUUUACAGACUGUCACUCAGCCGUUUUAAACACCUUACAACAUAAUAUACAAAUUAAUGCAACUCAUCACAAAUUCAAUUGUAAAUUUGAUGUUGUUAAAUUAUCCUGGAACGAUAUAGAAGAUUUGAAAAUGUUUGAAGAGAAAAAACCAGAUUUGGUUCUAGCAGCUGAUGUGAUAUUUGAUGAUACUAUGUUUGAACCAUUAUGUAGUUCGUUGAGAUAUUUUACAACCAAUAAUACAACUGAAAUUAUACUGUUUUGUACAUUGAGAAAUUCUGAGACUUAUAUAAAAUUCCUAGCAACCCUAAAAAAGUACGACCUACAGUUUACACAAAGCGUUUUACCAGAAAAUUACUCAAUAGUGUUACAACAAGAUUGUCCAAUAUAUAUAAUAAAUGUAAAACAAAAUGCGGUCAUGUCUAAAUAAGAUAUAUUAUAGUUAAUUAUAAAUCAUUGAUACAAUGGUUAUAUUAAAAAUAAAUAUUUCUUUGAACUCUUCCUCACCACACAUACUGAACUUAGAUCAGCAUUUUAUUUAUUUUUAAAUGGUUCAUUAUCAGAACUAAUUUUUGGAUGAUAUCGUCUGAAUUCUCCAAUAUCAAUGUCUUUUUCUUUCAUCGCUUU
Messenger RNA from Myzus persicae (green peach aphid), 1334 nucleotides. RefSeq names its product protein-lysine N-methyltransferase EEF2KMT. The transcript is spliced from 6 exons. The record is from RefSeq and is a predicted model, not a curated record. Lineage: Eukaryota; Metazoa; Arthropoda; Insecta; Hemiptera; Aphididae. The coding region runs from base 166 to 1137 and encodes 323 amino acids.